AGUAAACAAUUCCAUAAUUUCAAAAUGGCCGAAGUUGCGGCAGUACCGGCGCCGGGAGCUGCACCGGCAGAAGACGAUGAAACAUGGCUUUAUGGUGAUGAAAACAAAGAACAGAAAGAUCCUGAGAAGGAUGGCCAGAAGAAGAAAAAGAAAAGUGAUGGAGAUGGGUCCGAGAAACCAGAAGACAAGGAAGAAGGGGAGAUGAGUGGUGAGGAAGAAGCACAGGCAAAGAAUGAUGACGACGAUUCCGAUGAUGAUGACAAUGUCCAAGUCACCAUCGGCGACAUCAAACAGUGGACCGUCACAGAAACUCCCCGGAACCUGUUUAAGAGUGGCAGCGGCUACCAAAAGCCUGGAGCAGGAGUGGCAGGAGCACAGAAGACGGUGGUGCCGGGGAAAGGGAUGGAUCUGGAAGCCCAGGGCACAGUCAAUGGAGUUCCAACGUUUGAGUUUGAUAUUGACAGUCUCUCAGCUGAAGACAAACCCUGGAGAAACCCUGGUGCUGACAUAACUGACUACUUCAACUACGGCUUCAAUGAGGAUACCUGGCAGCAGUACUGCGAGAAACAGCGACGACUACGUCUGGAGAACGGCGUGCCCCUCCUCGGCAACAAGUCACAGUCCAGGGACAGCCACUCCCACCACUCUCACCUUGGCUCUGGUCAACCCAUCAGUCGCCUCGGGGACAAGGACUCGGGACAGACUGGAUCCAGCAUACCUACAACAAGUUCACUAAGAAAAGCUCAGCCGCCCCCAAACAGAAAAAUGGGAGGUACCAUUGACGUGAUUGGUAGCACAGUCCACGAUUCCCGACGCCCAGGUCAAGGACCCACACCCAGCUCCAUACCUGUCACAGGGGUCACUCCAGACUAUCGCAAGUUCCAGCCCCCAUCAGUACCUCCACCGGGGAUGCCACCAAUGAUGCCCGACUACUCCAUGCCCCCACCCGGGAUGCCCCCACCCCUGGGGCUGCCCCCACCAGGCGUGCCCCCUCCGCCAGGUGUCGCUGUACCUCUCCCGACACCCUAUGGGUCCGAGCAGUAUGAUCCCUUCAGCCACCCCCCUCCGGGCUUCAACUAUGAGAGCAACACCUUCACUCCAAGUUACACUGAAGGACAUCACCAGAACUUCCAAAGCUAUGAUGACCGAUGGAAGUACAAUUCUGACCGACAUGCACGAGACCGGAGCCCAGAACCAGAGUUCGGAAGGGAAAAUUAUUGGCGAGACCGUGAGCGAGACCGAGACCGAGAGAGAGACCGUGGCGACAGAGAACGGGAACGAGAGUCUUAUCGUGAAAGAGAUAGGGGUAGGGAGCGGGAGCGGGACCGAGAUAGAGACAAGAGGAGGUCAAGGUCAACUGAUAGAGAUGAUUCUCGUCAUAGAGACGAUAAGCACAGAACACGAAGGAAGCACCGAGAUGACGAGGAUGACCACCAUCGAUCCAAACACAGGAAGAGCAAGAAGCGAAGAGACAAAGAUGAGGAAGGCGGAGACUCCGUGACUACAGCCGAUGAAGGGGAUAAAGGGGAAUGAACUCCUGUCACAUCAACAUGAGGGGAGGGAAAGGGGGAGAUUGUCACAACAGCCAAUGAGGGAGAUUAAGGGGAGCAAACUCACAUGGGAAGGGAAGGGAAGGGAAGGGAGUUAACUCUUGUUAGGGAAGAAGUGGAUCAUGUACAUUUAAUGUGUAACUGCCGUGAUAUGGCCUUGGUCAGUGGACAUUCACUGUCUAACUUGAGCAAGAGCAUAUAAUUUUCUCAUUUCAACAACUGCUAACAAUUUGUAUUAAACUUGUACUAAUGCCAUCAGAACGUUGUGCAGUUUGUAACAUCAUCAGAUAUCACUACUGGUUAUUACAUUACCAAUAAAACAGUACCAGUUAUCAUCAUCAUGUCAAAAGGAAAUUACAAUAAACAAUGAAAACUUGA
Messenger RNA from Haliotis rufescens (red abalone), 1928 nucleotides. RefSeq names its product pre-mRNA 3'-end-processing factor FIP1-like. The transcript has 15 exons. Lineage: Eukaryota; Metazoa; Mollusca; Gastropoda; Lepetellida; Haliotidae. Bases 25 to 1533 code for a protein of 502 amino acids. Gene Ontology annotation, cellular component: mRNA cleavage and polyadenylation specificity factor complex. Gene Ontology annotation, molecular function: RNA binding. The record is from RefSeq and is a predicted model, not a curated record.